Molecule: messenger RNA, 390 nt
Organism: Pyricularia oryzae 70-15
Lineage: Eukaryota; Fungi; Ascomycota; Sordariomycetes; Magnaporthales; Pyriculariaceae
Exons: 5
Coding region: 1-390 (129 amino acids)
Source: RefSeq, a predicted model, not a curated record
AUGCAAUUCCCAUCCGCUCUCAUUUUUGGCCUUUUAAUCCAAUCCGCUGUUGCCGAACCUGGACAUGUUAGCCAGCAGCCAGGUGGAUGUCCAGCCGGUCAAACUACUCGUAUUAAUGGCCAAUGCCCAACCGGUCAUUUAUCGAGGCGGCACGGAGCAAAGUAUUGUCCCACGCGACGGUGGUCUUACCGCUGGAUUGGCGGCUUUGGGGUGUUGUCUACUUUCCGCUUGGUGUUCCUCACUGCUUCUUCUUAUGGUGUGAGGAUUAGGCCAAUGGACCUGUUACGGCCAGCAAGGCCUCCCAAAAAUGGACAGUACGAUUUUCCGGAGGUUAGCGUUCUAAGUCGGGGACCCCCCUGUUGGAUCACCCCCCCUGAUGGAUCACCCUAA